GUAGAGCGUCUGAUUCAGGAGAGAGGCUGGGAGUUCAUGUGGAAUGAGCAUCUUGGAUACAUCCUGACCUGUCCCUCCAACUUGGGCACUGGACUUAGGGCUGGGGUACACGUACGCCUGCCCAACCUCAGCAAGGUAACAUACACACACACACACACACACACACACACACACACACACACACACACACACACACACACACACACACACAGACACACACACACACAGACACACACAUAGUCCACAAAUACAAAAAGAGGCAUAACAUAAUAAUAAAAACGUUGUGUGUGUGUGUUUGUAUGUGUGCAGGACCCUCGCUUCCCUAAGAUUCUGGACGCCAUGCGGCUACAGAAGAGGGGUACAGGCGGAGUGGACACAGCUGCUACCGGAGAUACCUUUGACCUCUCCAACAAUGACCGUUUGGGCAAAUCGGAGGUAAAAAAAAAAAAAGAGAGGGGGAUGGAGAAGAAAGAGACAAAGGGAAUGAGGAAGAAAUAGAGUCGUAAUAACUGUGUAACUGUUCAUUAUACACUUAUUAAACUUUUGUGUGACCAGGUUUGAUAUUUUGGAAGAGUAAUUCUCCCUGUUUCUCUUUUGUGCUGUGAUAGGUGGAGCUGGUCCAAUGUUUGAUUGACGGUGUGAACUACCUAAUCGACUGUGAGAAGAAGUUGGAGAAGGGGCAGAACAUCCAUGUCCCCGCCCCUGUCUCCCAGUUUAGCAAGUGA
Molecule: messenger RNA, 725 nt
Organism: Coregonus sp. 'balchen'
Lineage: Eukaryota; Metazoa; Chordata; Actinopteri; Salmoniformes; Salmonidae
Source: the annotation of a GenBank genome assembly